AUUCAUUGAACUUUUGUUGUCGUUACAUAUUAAAUUGAUCUAGUCUCUAAUAAAAUAAAUUGACACUUUUAGGUUAUUUUUGUGACAUCUCGAUAGGUAUUAAACACAUCUGCCAAAACGUGAUUCGCUGUUAUUCAAGGAAAACCGCACGAUGCGCUUUCAAUUUAUCCAAACGCGCACGGCAUGUCCCUCUUCGUCUGCCGUCCAUGGAUUAAAGUGUCAAAGCGACAAAAACAUCAAGUGCAACACAGCAAGUAUGCCGCAUAAUCCCAGCCACAGACUACAGUCAAAAGUGCGUAUUCUCUGAAAACAUCCAGGAUCUUCACGGUGAGCUGUUUAACGCGUAUCUGGCGCGUGAGUCUGCGUGAAGAGGCGCGUGAAGACGCUAGGCCCAGCGCGUGUGUUUAUGAUGGAGUCGUGGGUGAGAUUCAGCGCGCAGAGUCAAGCCAAAGAGCGCAUCUUCAGGGCUGCCCAGUACGCCUGCACACUGCUGGGAUACACACUGCAGAAAGGAGGAGCGAGAUCAGAGCUGCUAAACACCAUCAAACAGCUGGAAGCUCACAUGAGCCUGACCAGAAAAUUGAUGCGGUUAGGGAACUCUGCUGAAGCUCUGGAAGCAGCCAAACGCACUGUGCAUCUGUCAGACUGUGUGCUGCGGCUCUGCAUCACAGUGGCCCAUUUGAACAGAGCCAUGUAUUUUGCCUGUGAUAAUGUACUGUGGGCCGGCAAAACAGGACUGCUGCCCGAACUGGACCAAAACAAAUGGAGCCAGAGGUCUUUUAGAUACUACUUGUUCGCACUCAUCCUCAAUCUAACGCGAGACGCGUAUGAAAUCCGUCUGCUGAUGGAGAGAGAGUCCCGCAGCAGUUCAGCGAAAAGCUUUAACUCCAGUCCGUCUCCCCUCACGCCGAGCCCAGAGAACGGAGGAGAGUUCCCUCUGACCCCGCCGCCCUCCUCAGCUCUGUCUCCUCUGCCGCCCCUCCCCAUGAUCUCAGCCAGACUCAACCAGCAGUUCCAGCUCCUGAUCACGGUGCUGCGCAACAACCCUCCGCUGCUCCUGGACCUGCUGAAGAACCUGUGUGACGUCUUCAUCCCGCUGGACCGGCUGGGCCUGUACCCCACGGGCUCGGGCUUUGUGGGGGCCUGCGGCCUCACCUCCUCCGUCCUGUCCAUCCUCACUAUAGUUCACCCCUGGCUCAAACUCAAGCCCUGAGUCCCAGGGUGAGAACUACCUGUGCUGUGGCUGUGUUUCUGGAGAGAACCUCUCUCGAGCUUGUGUAGAUAGCAGGAAGGAGAAUGUCUGUCCUUCUUUCAAGUUUAAUUGCACAUUCAAAACCGUUUGUCCUACAUGUGGAAAAACUUAAAACAAGAUCUGACCAGUCCUAGUCUGGCCACAAUUGAGGUCAUUUCUCUCAUGUUAAUACUGUAGUUUUCAGUGUGGGGGUGUUCGAGUGCUCUUGCAAUUCAGCACAGAACUAAAAAUGACAAACUUACUUUCACAAUCACAUUUUCUCCUGAUGACGAAUCUCAUGAAGAAAUGUCAGGGUUACAUUUCACCCCAAAAUCAAUGGGAAAUCUGCAUAAAUGAAAUGUAAUGCAACAAAUAUAUGACCUUUACAAACGUACGUUACAAUUUAAAUAAUUGUAUUUUAGUAAUAAUAAUACAGCUUUGCUAGAUUCAAAAUGUCACAGCAAAAGAGUGCACAUGUAUCUUAAACUGCAGCGUUUUAUUGAACAUUAAGCAUCUUUUUGUCAAACUUACUGCUGAGUUCAGAAAUGGUUACUGUUAAAAACGUAAUACUUCAUCCUUUUAAAGCCUAUAUCCAUGUUUGAGGCUGUUUCUUGUUUUUCAAUUACUGGGAGCCUCUGUAAUUUGUUACCAAACAAAUUUCAAAACUAGUAGUUUACAUUUUUGCAGUGAUUAAUAAAUUAUCAACCAAAAAGGAUUUGGGGAAUGGUUAAGAAGUAAUAUGUUAUAAACUGAUUCUUGCUUAAUUUAAAUCACUGACACAGAGCUAUAAUGCAGAUUUUUUUUUUUUUAUGCGUGUAAACAUGACUUAUAGAGUUUUACGUAACAUAACCAUAUUUUGAAACUUCUUGAAUGUUAAUGCUAUGCAUCACUGGGGUUACUGACGGUGACAUGAUGGAGCUGUGAAUCUAACUUUUGAAAUAAAUAAUGCC
Onychostoma macrolepis is the source of this 2181-nucleotide messenger RNA. RefSeq names its product peroxisomal biogenesis factor 11 beta (gene pex11b). The record is from RefSeq and is a predicted model, not a curated record. Gene Ontology annotation, cellular component: peroxisomal membrane. Gene Ontology annotation, biological process: regulation of peroxisome size; peroxisome fission. The coding region runs from base 407 to 1213 and encodes 268 amino acids. The transcript is spliced from 4 exons. Lineage: Eukaryota; Metazoa; Chordata; Actinopteri; Cypriniformes; Cyprinidae.